Messenger RNA from Marchantia polymorpha subsp. ruderalis, 5119 nucleotides. Lineage: Eukaryota; Viridiplantae; Streptophyta; Marchantiopsida; Marchantiales; Marchantiaceae. The record is from the annotation of a GenBank genome assembly.
AGCAGUCAAAGGUGCCCGGUUCUCAGGUGGCAUGACGGGGGUGGUCAGCACUCAAUCCUCUCGCGCUCUCUCUCUCUCUCUCACAGUCGUUGCGCAUUUGAUCACAUGUUCACAUAGAGCAGGCGGCGGGGCGGUUUUAAGUGCUUGCCAGUACGGUACGAGAAGAAGGUAGAAUAAGUGAACACCGUGAGUCAACUGACAGCUCGGGUGAGCAAUCGUUUUCGCAGUCGUUCGUUCGUGAAGUUGAGAUCGGAUUGAAAGUGCUGGGAACAGUUCAGACUCCACAGCAGGAUCUGCUUCCAACUACCGACUCUCAUUGGAGGUGGUCAGAUAUGCAGACGUUCGUGGGGUCUAAGUUAGUAUAAGCGCCAUAUAAGUGGCGAUAUUACUCAUUAAUGAUGAUCACUUUGCCUGCAAACCGCCGUCAAACCAAGUAGCUAUGGCCAUCUGCCGCAACUACAAGCAGCAGCAGGAGCUGUCUGGAAGGUCGGUCGAGUCAAAGCAGCGAGAGCCCAGCGGCAGGCUUUUUCGGUCCUUUUUUUAACAGCUCAAUCAGACAUGCGCAUGCUUUCAUGUUGGAAAACGACUAGACAGCAAACAUCCAGCAAAUUCGUCAUAAAGUGCAGGGGCGGGAACUGAUGGAUAACCCUUGCCUGCUCGGACCUCACUGUCUCUUACAUGGCUGGAUUGAAAGAUACCUCUCACUUACUCAACGCUCACCUCUCACUUACACCGCCCGGGGCCGGCACGGUCGGUCUGGGCUCGUGCAGCAAAGUGGAUAGCUGGAAUUUAGUCCAUAGUCUCAUCAUGUGAACAACCGAUAACGAUGUGGACCAGAGUUACGGAUGUAUCUAUGCGACUUGAAAUGUAUCGUACAUGUCUACGACGGGUGUAUGAGAGAGGAGGGUACCGGGUCGUAAUGAGCGAAAUGAGCAGCAACUUGACAGUCGUGCACGACUGUCACAUUUAAAUUAUUCUCGUCGAGUCAGCCCAGCUGCUGCUGCUGCAGCUGCUGAUGCUGAUGGAGCUGCAGCUGGCUCUGAGUUGAUGCAUUAUAAGUCGGGUCGUGGUACUUGGAAUGUGAAAUGUCAUGGUACUUCCGCUGGUCGAAGUCAUCAGGACACACAGCCUCGUAUGCAUGACUGGCUGCAAGUAUGAAUGUGGGGCGGUGCAGUAGUGAUGCCUCAACGACCUCAGCCUCGGCUUCUAGUGGGUCCAACUUGUUCUUACUUGUUUCAUUGAAUGGAGACAAGGGAGAAUUCAGGUUGAUGAAAACGAUGGAUCGUCCACUUUUUUAGCAAUCAGAGUUUCGCGAUUUGCCAUCGAGCUAGAUUGUGUGAGAGCUCAUCUGACGGUACUGCGUGGUCUUCAUUCGUACGCAGUGUUUUCUUAAGAGUGACAUGCUGUUGUACCGGUUGAAGUCCCAGCAAGUGAGGGGGACGGAUUAAAGGCACUCAGUCUACUGCGUCACGAGGAAUAUGUUGAGUUGCAGGCAAAGAUUAGAGAGCUUUUCACUGAAGCUCGAUGCGAUGGGUCCCGAUGCCAAAAGCAAACUCGUGUCCGACUCGUACGAACAAGUUAGACGUGACUGUAAACAGUAGAGCAGAGAGCAGGGAGCAGAGAAGGUGCCCAUCUCCAGAGUCAGCAGUCUACGAUAACAACACCACCACUCCUAAAAUUACCUACUUUGGUCAGGAACUUUUCCUAUUUUUUCGUGUGACACAUCUUUCUAUCUCUCUAGCUUUCCAUCCAUCACCUUUCAUGCUGCUGGCGCUUUCGCACUGUGUCCGCUGUAUACCAAUGUCAUCCGACCGGGGCUCAGGUAGCUCGCUAGGUAUGACCGCGAAGUCAUCGAACAAUUACUCUUCGUGCCGACAGAUACCUGGUCGCGUUUCUAACAGAUCAGUCCUAGCACUGCUAAUCAGUUCUGACAACGUUGCUGGUCCUUGCCAGCGAGAUUGUGACUAUAUUUUUAGGCCUGCAGUAGCCAUCAAUUCUUGCAACAAGCAUAGUACUCGUCGCUGUAAGCUGACAAGGACAUGCGAGUCAAAAGUCCAACACCGUAAUAUUAACACCGUGUGCACAGCUAGCUCUCCUGUGGUCUAGAUAUCUGUUUGGGCUAAGCCACGGGAGCGAGGCUUUUUUCUCCAUUUUGUGGUUUGGCUCGAGUAUGCGCAGGCGGUUUCGAUCGCGAUCGGGGAUGGAUGAACUACGAGUCGAACCGAAGAUUGGAGUGUGAUAGGCUUGUAAUGUCCUCAUUGACAUCUUCGUAUACUGCAUAGUGUCCCGCAAGAGCUGACAGACCAUGGUCGGGUCAGCCAUGACAUGACAUACGUUGCCUCGACCUGUGCCGCAAGACAAAAGUACCGAGUCCUAAACCUUCCAGCCGGAUCAGAUCUCAUCGCUUAAGUUGGCCAUGAACAUGGUUGGCCGAAGAACAAGGUGUCUGCGACGAAUGGAGAAACCGAAGGGGAAAAUGGAGUCACUCGCACGUCGUGUGUGUUGUGUGAGUGAUUACCGACCGAGUCAUAAAUAUGGACCUGUCCCUACGGUACACAAGCCGCUUCGAGAUGUUUCUAGAAUGAGUUCGUAUAAAUCUCAGGUGGAGACGUUUCCCGCAUGAAAGCAUAGUUUUUGGUCGGUCGUCUUUCAUGCUGUAAGUUGCAUCUGACAGUGCCUUGUCCUACAGAAGCGCAGCUGACGGGGUUUUUUUUAUUGGGUGGGAGCCUUUUGCUUGUGGACCGUUGCUCAUUGUGUUGCCCGCAGCCAUCGAUUUGCAUUUCUGAAAGGUUGUAAACAGUAUGCAAACGUCGGUUCUACAGCAAUAGCUUUUGCGAGCAUACUGUAGGCUGUGAAAUCCAAUUGCAUCUGGUAUCUGGACUAUGCAUCGUCGCCAUUAGUGAGUCACUUACAGCGGAUGCAUCUAACAACCGUUGAUUGUGCAGAGGUUUACAGCACAAUCUCGAGCUCUGCUCUUGUGGACGUCGUCUUACACAGUUUUUUGUUCAAUCUGAGGCUGGACGACAAAACGGAACUGUCCGAAUAAGAUGUGCAGCCGAUCUAGCAGCAGGCUAUCGAAAUUCCAGUUGUGCGAGAAUCCUCCUACUCCGGAAACUGCUUCGUACGUAUUGAGAGGAAACGAAGAAACUCCUCUGAGGAUUCACGCUCGAUGAGUCAAUCCUUUGUUCCAGCUGUAAGCUCCACAGGAUACGCUGUCAAAGCCAUCAUGACAUGAAUUCAGCUACCGGUUAAGCUUCACUAGAAGGACAAAGAGCAUGUCCAGUCCUAAAGUGCUCGUAGCGUUUGGAAUGAUCUGCCUUAGUGAUCUGGCCGUAUCUGUAUAUACGAUCUGUGCAGAUAUGUUCCAUCCGGGACUGAUUGCAGCCAACUCCUUGGUUGUCUACAAUCGAGGUCUCCGAACACUGCUGCCGCUGUUGCCCAGAACGAAGCAUGAAAGCUUCGUAACCUGGCCUUCGCUAGUUUCUAGGUCUGUGAAUCUUGUCACUUGGAUAAUAUGUUCCAUAUAUUUCAGAAAUAUGAAUAUAAGGCUUGUUUGACAUUCCUGUAUGUUUGAAUAUAGAAUGCAUUAGUAAAAAGGUGAGGAAUGUUUCGGAUGUCAAUCUCGUAUGCAGGUUUCUGUUCAAUUUGGGUAGUUUGGUCUUGGACAUUCCGAACAAGGUACAUAUUAUAUCUAUUAAACCCCUGGAACGGUAGAAGAUCAGCGGGGAUCCAAUUUGUUUGCCUGAGUCUCGAAAAGAGGAAAUAGUUCUUCUAUGAGCUUUAUUUCUUCCGGGUGCUUGCGGACAUCACAAGGUUAGUAUGAUCACAUCAGAGUUUCCACACAGUCUCAUAUUCUACUGUUCAGCUCGUCAACGUGCUGCACAUUGAUUUGAAGCAGUGCCAGUUUCACGCAGGAGAGUGCUGCGAACAUUGCUUGUCAUGCUAACAUUCAUUCAGAGACGAGCACUGUAGGCCCUGUCCCGUGAAGCAGCCCGUUCGUGGCUUCAGAGCUUGUCUGGAGCGGGCAUCGUUGCACUUUCUGGAGCUCGCAACCCUUGAAGUCAGGUCCACAGCAGCUCACGUGAGAAGGGAGCCCGGAGCAGGAAGAGAGAGAGAGGGAGAGAGCAUACAUCCAUGGCUGACUCUCGUUUCGCGAUUCAUGAUGGAUCUUCGGGCUCCCAAAAAGACGAUUCACCCGUGACGUGGUUUCUGUCUGUAGCACCACGUGCCUCAGCCGCAAGCACUAUGUUCUACUUUCUACUGUCAUCCUUAACGCUCCUUACUAUUCCUCCUACGCCAAAAAGCAUUCAUGACAGCUUCGCAGCAGUUGGAAGUGCGGAUUCCGGUAUUCCAAAUUUGCCAACCCACAAAGCAUGACAUGGACGCGUUGAUUGAAGCUUUAGAGUCCAGGUUGUAUCACACCUGAUCGAAUUCUUAUUUCCAGCCGCUAGGCUAGUAUCACAACGACAUGCACCGUAGACAACCAUAACACAGCACUGGAUCCUCGGUUCUUGCUUAAUAAUAAAGCCUGUACAUGAACAAACCAAAUUCUGCAUUCACUGUCUUUGACGUAUGUGAAUAUCCAUCCAGACAGGUCCCGGGGCUUGGAGGAGGGCAACUUGUGUCAGAAAGUCGGAAUGUAGGCAACAUUUUAUUUCGCAAUUUUUUCCCUCUAUUUUUUUUCUUGUGGAGCGUGCACGCCUACGCACAUUUGGCUGCAGAGCACCGACCCAGUGUCUAGAUACAUUAUCUUCGACGGAGCUAUGGGACUGGUAUGUCAUUGCGCUCACCACCUGCAUUCAGAGUAGCCGAUUUCGUGUUUUGAGCCUCAAGGAUGUUUUAGAUGCCUUUAACCUUGCGGUUGAUAAAUUUAUUGCAGAUUAUGUAGUGUGCAUGACAGGAAACGAAACCGGCGGGUGGGUACGUAGACGGAUGUCCAUUGGGCGUUAUAUGUAAUAACGGAUUCGUACAAUUGAUUGUAUAAGAAUCCAAAUGAUUGUUGAUGGAAUGUUCUGCUCACAUAAUGUGCAGGGCAGGGUGCAUCUGAAUGAUAAAGACACAACACUAACAGGUACAUGUCAGAUAUUCAGGUUAUUUAUGUAUCCAAUGACUUCUGUUU